Messenger RNA from Nanorana parkeri, 574 nucleotides. RefSeq names its product mitochondrial ribosomal protein L23 (gene MRPL23). Bases 62 to 523 code for a protein of 153 amino acids. NCBI's taxonomy places the organism in Eukaryota, Metazoa, Chordata, Amphibia, Anura, Dicroglossidae. Gene Ontology annotation, molecular function: structural constituent of ribosome. The transcript has 5 exons. The record is from RefSeq and is a predicted model, not a curated record. Gene Ontology annotation, cellular component: mitochondrial large ribosomal subunit; ribosome. Gene Ontology annotation, biological process: mitochondrial translation.
AGGCUCAGGAAGUGCAGGAGAGGGAUAUGACAGGUGGAGGAGUGCGGGUCACCGUGAGAAGAUGGCCAACAGAGUGAUAUAUCCACUUUACCAGCUUGGAAAUCCACAGUUGCGUGUGUUUCGAACCAACUUCGUCAUGACCCUGGUCAGACCCGGCAAAGAGCAGCCCUCAGACACAGUGCAAUUCCGUAUCCCUAUUGAAAUGACAAAGUUCGAUGUCCAAAACUAUCUGCUGAGUAUAUACAAUGUACCAGUGUCAUAUGUGCGUACCCGCAUCCAGUUUGGCAGCAACCGAAAAAGAAACCAUCUGAAUCAAAAAGUGAAGCGGCCAGAUUACAAGGUGGCCUAUGUGCAGCUGGGCCAAGGGCAAACCUUCAAGUUCCCAGAUCUCUUUCCAGAGAAGGAAGACGCUAUUGAGUCAGGCUCAUUUGACCAAAUCCAAUCAGAAUUCGUGGAGAAUGAAAAACAGCGUCAGCGUAGUGAUCCUCGCAGAGGGGGACUUAAUGACUGGUUUGGGUUAUAAUACAUUCAUUUUGCAGCCAGUUCAUCAUUGGAUUCUAUUGUUUCUUUCCUC